CAAGGUCACGGCGUGCUUGUCGUGUUUCAUCGCUCGGGAUUUUCUUUACUGAAGUCCUUGUUUGAUAACAUUUUCUUGUACUCUGAAAGUACUUGGAAGUGCCAAUAUACUCGGGAUCCAUUGUGUGCCUUCCUUUGUCACGACGCAGUCUCCGUGGAGUCUCCGGUCGACUUACGGCUUCCUACUCCCUGCAUACGCUGAAUACUCCUUUAACUGCACGAAACCGCGUGUGGUCACUGUGCUGCUGGAAAAAGUGCAUCAUCUUAUCAUAUUGAGUUCAAAUCAGUGCGUACGUUUUACUUGCGGUAUUAUCCGAUUUUGCCCUCGCUGUCUGCAUUGUAGGCCUUCGCAAGCCGGUCCUCAUCUUUUCGUUGUUCUUACCUUUUCUUCAUUGCUGUCAAGAUGGUUAGAAAAGUUGUGGGUGUGCCUUCGGGUCUUAAAACAGCUGAUUCAGUUUACCUAUGCGGCUUAGAGAGAUGCUGUAUACCUGUAACCGACUUGUCGGGUGGUAUGCAAUGCGAUCUUUGCGGUAGAUGGUUCCAUGAGGCAUGCACCGGUUUGCCUGCUGAUCAGUAUGCUCUCCUGGCAAGCAAUGAGAGGUUCCUUUAUAGCUGUGAAGAUUGUUUUAAGCUGAAAGCUGAGCGCUUUGUAACCACGAAAGACUGCUUCGAUUCGCUCGUUUCCAGACUGACAAAUAUGGAACGAGUGUUUUCUUUGCUGCUGACAACUUUGGAUGGGAAAGUUGAAGGUUUACUAGAUCGUCUGACACCAUCCGUUGUUCACGCCCAGGUGAAAUUAGCGGAUAGUAACACGCAAACGGAUUCAGUCGACUUAACACCCUAUCCAGCAACUGAUUGUGAGCUAGUUGGCGCUAAACAGUUGGAAAGAACCUUGCCAGCGAAACGUAAGCCGAGCAAGAAGAAGAAAACUGUAAACUUGCAAAAUGCGGUAGUCUCGGAGUGUACAGUGGAUCAGGUAAGCACGUCACUUGCAGAGCCUUCAGUACUGAGUCCUUCGGUGUCUCCUCCCAAAGACUCUUCGUACGCAGCUAGUGCAUCCAAGCAACCAGCCACCCAGCCGCAUGAUUCUAUGACUGUGGCGCGUGGAGUAGGCACCCCCCGCCGCAGUGACUCCUACACUGAUAGCAGUGUCAUCUUUAGGAAUGUCACGGAGUCCACCGCAGCUCUUCCAAAGGAGCGAAUGCUUGCGGACCUGCAAUGGUUUAAGAUUUGCAUUUCUAAACUGCUACCGCCCGGGUUUCCUGGCGUAACUGUACGGAAACUCAUUAGGCUUGGGUCUGUGCCGGUCGAUGCUUCGGGCGUCAAACCCCGUUUACUGAGAGUGGUUCUUUCAACACCGGACGAGCGUAAUACGCUUCUGCGUUUCGCUUUUAAACUCAAGGGUUCUGGGGUCAGUAUUCAACCUGACCUCCCAUUGACUGAUAGGUUGAAAUUGAAGGCCGCCAUAAAGGACCUCAAAGCCCGUCGCGAGGCGGGUGAAACUGGUCUUCGAUUGGUGGGUUUUCGGGUGGUGAGCCGGAGGUCUACUUCCGCCCUUUCAGAGCCCGUUCUGGUGGCACCCGAUCCCCGGCUCACGAUCCCAAUUUGCUUAAAGUAGUCCUCAGCAACGUGCGUAGUCUGAGGAACAAGAUGUGCGAGAUUGGCACUCUUGUAGAAAGUUCCCGGCCAGACGUACUCGCUUUCACUGAGACGUGGCUGUUCUCCGAUAUCCUGGACAGUGAAAUGUGUUUGCCUGGUUAUACCCUUCUGCGAGCUGAUCGCGCCUCAUGCUGUCGCGGAGGUGGAGUUGCUUUGUACGUCAAAUCCACCUUGACUAUUUCACGAACAUAUUCUUUCAGUUCCCCUGAUGUAACUGCCGAGGCGCUUGCGGUAGAUGUUUGCGCUUCUUUCACGCAAUUCAAAAUUGUGUUAGUAUACAGAAGCCCCGAAAGUACGUCAAGCAGGCUCAUUGAUUUCAUUCGUACUCAUACGACAAAUAGAUGUCUUGUUAUGGGUGAUUUUAAUGUUCCUGAGGUGGAUUGGCGCAAUUUCUGCACUGCGGCGACUGGACGUUUUUCUAAUGAUCUCCUUGACCUAUCCUUACAAGCAUCCCUUCAUCAGUUUGUACAAAGCCCAACUAGGUUCAUGGAGGGCCAAAAGCCUUCCAUUUUAGACCUCAUCUUUGCGAAAUCGCUGGACUUUGUACGAGAUGUAGUGUAUGCUGCUCCCUUGGGCUCUAGUGAUCACGUCUGCCUCUUAUUCAAAUGCGCCUUAAGUCGGGGACGUGAAGAGUGUAUGGUCAGAAGGCCAAAUAUCUGGCGCGCUGAUUUUCAAGCCAUCAGGGACAAGGCUGCAAAUCAACCCUGUAUCAUGUCAGAGGAUGACACCGUCCAGGUUGCUUGGGACAAGUUCAAGUCCUUUCUUUGCGAGAUUUCCCUCCCCCACAUUCCAAUCUCAGCGAGGAAUAAAGUAGGGGCAAAGCCCCCUUGGUUUGACUCUGAGGCGCGCAGGAUGCUCAGUAGGCGAUCCAGGUGUUGGAGGACUUACGUAUCAGCUCCCUCAGAAAGUACCCAUCAUCGCUACCGAAGCGUGCGAAAUGCAUGUAAACAACAUCUGCGGGCCGCACGCUUGAGAUAUGAACUAGCGCUAGCUCGAUCUGCAUCAACAAACCCGAAACGGUUCUUUGGCUAUGUCAAACGGAGAUGCAAUGCAAAUCCGCCUAUCCCUGUGCUCUUUGGACCUGACGGCACUGAAGUAUCAACCGAUCAGGCCAAGGCCUGCUUACUUGCAGAACAGUAUGCUAGGUCGUUUGUUCAUGAAUCUCCAUUGCCUAAUAUCCAAUUGCAAGCAAAGAUACCCUUAGACUCCUUUCUGAUGGACCUUUCCAUCUCGGAAGCUCAGGUACUCAAGCUCCUGCGUGACCUAAAUCCCACAAAAGCUGCCGGGAUAGAUGCCCUCCAUCCCAAACUUUUGUACGAGCUGGCUGGGUUGCUGUGUAAACCGAUUAAGUGUAUCUUUGAGAAGUCUCUUCGUAGCUGCUCCCUACCUGCUGACUGGAGAGAUGCUAUCGUGUGCCCUAUUUUCAAAAAGGGUGAUAGGCACUUACCUGAAAAUUAUAGACCGGUUAGCCUAACAAGCGUACUGGUGAAAGUAUUAGAGAAGCUUGUAAGAGAUGCUCUGGAAAAGCACUUAGCUAAGUUCAGUUUGCUCAACCCGUCUCAACAUGGUUUCCGCAGAGGCCACUCCUGUUUGACUAACAUGUUGGUAGCCCGAGAGUGCUGGGCUGAGGCUGUGGACCAAGGACAGGCAGCGGAUGUGUUGUUCAUCGACUUUUCUAAAGCCUUUGACACCGUACCGCAUUGCCGUCUUUUGUUUAAACUAGAAUCCUACGGCGUUUCAGGCCAAGUAUUGAAGUGGAUUUCGGCUUUCCUGGAAGGAAGGCAGAUGAGCGUCCGAGUGGGUUCCGGGCUGUCUUUCAGACAAGCCGUUCUGAGUGGUGUUCCUCAGGGGUCGGUUCUCGGACCUCUACUGUUUACAUUGUAUGUCAAUGACCUCCCUGAGAAGCUUAAGGUACCAUCCCUUAUGUUUGCGGAUGACUUAAAAUUUUGGAAUACAGUGAGCGAUUCUGUUGGGCCCACGGCUUUACAGACAGCUCUGGACAAGCUUUGGGAGUGGUCAGAAUUGUGGCAGCUGCCAGUCAAUCUUGCAAAGUGUUCGGUCCUGCGCAUAGGAUCAAGCACUCCCACAACUUCUUACGUACUUGGCGGAAAUGUAUUGCGUCAAGUGACUGAACAAACUGACUUGGGUAUCUCUUUAUCCUCUGACUUCAAAUCCAGCGAGAACUGGACAAAUGCUACCCGUAAGGGUUUCCGAAUGCUGUGGAUGAUCCGCAGGUCAUUCGGCAUUAUAACAAAUGAAAUGUUCGUUAUAUUGUUCUCAGCCUUCGUCAGGCCAUACUUGGAGUACUGCGUGCAGGCCUGUCCUCCAUGCUUGGUACGCGAUAAGAUGACACUUGAACGAGUUCUGAGGGUUGGUACGAAAAUGGUACAAGGAUUGAGGCAUCUCUCAUAUCCCGAUAGGCUGCUCAGGUUGCAGAUGUUUUCGCUGCACUAUAGGCGCCUUCGGGGAGACCUGAUUCUUACGUACCGUAUAUUGACCAACAAGAUUGGGCCUGAUCUAACUGGACUGUUCCAGCCGGCUCAGAUGUCAUCUCUUCGUGGUCACCCUCUGAAGUUGCAUAAGCCUAGAUCUGAUCACGUUAGAGCUGACGUUCGGUUGUCACGCAGGGUCAUCGACUCAUGGAACGCACUACCCAGCGAAGUAGUGUUAGCACCAACGGUGAAGGAGUUUGAACAUCGACUCGACGCCCUUGGGUUACAGUUUCAGACCUUUCCGUUUAGUUCUUAACUUCUACAUCUAUUUCCUUGGCUUCUCACAUCUAUUACUAUUAUUGUCUUAACCACACAUUCUCUCCUGUACUACAAUUACCAUUAUUUUGUUUUUGUUGGUUCCCUUCUCUUAACCUUUAUUCUAUUCACGUGGCCGGUACAGUGGGGACUGCUAGUGCAGGCCGCGUGGGCAUUGAUUGGUUGACCGUUAUGUGAUUCGUGUGUAUUGAUUUGGCUCCUCUCGGCUCCAAACCGCUCCCGCGAACUCCAUCCUGGUUCAACGACGCAUUGAAGAAGGAACACACAUGGGAAUUCUCCUACCGUUCCUGUCCAAAUUGAACUUGAACUUGAACUUG
This is a messenger RNA of Dicrocoelium dendriticum, 4743 nucleotides long. NCBI's taxonomy places the organism in Eukaryota, Metazoa, Platyhelminthes, Trematoda, Plagiorchiida, Dicrocoeliidae. The record is from the annotation of a GenBank genome assembly.